Messenger RNA from Paramecium pentaurelia, 1307 nucleotides. The record is from the annotation of a GenBank genome assembly. NCBI's taxonomy places the organism in Eukaryota, Ciliophora, Oligohymenophorea, Peniculida, Parameciidae.
UAAUGGAGUAUUAAUCUAACAUAAUUAUUUCAUAGCUAAGCAGGAUACAAUCAUUCUCAAAUACAAACACUACUUCAUUAAUCAUCAAAUUAAAUUAGACCCCCUAGAUUAGGUCAAUAUAAUACUUAAGGAUCCAUUGGUUAAUCUGAAAUGCUCCUAUAUAAGUAUUAUUACUCUCUAUAAAGUAGUCCUUAGCAAAAAUAAACAUUAAUCUAACAAUAUUCAUCUUCCAAUAUGGGAAUAGCGUAUAACAUAUAUAUUAAUUGGAAGUCCUUUUUCUGCUAGAUAAAUUGCUACUACACCUGUUGUUUCCUAAAGCAUUACAUAAUCACAGCCUCUUCUAAUCACUCCAUCUGUUAGAAUUGCAUCUACUUAACCAAAUAAUGCUGAGGUUCAUCAUUAAGAAAGACCUUUAUAAGUUGUUACAUUAGAUGAUAUGGAUUCAAGAUGGAAAACAAAAUGCAGUAUUCUAAUUAUAUAAUUUUAAGUGUAAUUGGAAGUUUAUCUGUUUGAUCUUCAACAAGAAAAUCUUAGAUUAAGAGGUAAUGCUCCAUAAAUUUCUUAUGUUUAAGAUGAUUCUAAAGUAUUUGUACUAUAAUAUUUUAGAUUAAUGAACUUAUUAAUACAAACAAAGAAUUAAAAAUUUAAGAAUAAGGUCUUAGAUAAUCUAAUAAAUCAUUAUAAGAUGAAUUAGACUAAUGGAAAUUAAGAUAUAAAUAAUUAUAAGAGUCUAAUUCUAAAAAUUAAGGAGCAGAUGAUGAAAUUAGACUACUUAAAAAGAAAAUUAGUAAUUAUUUAUUAUAAUUUUUAAGGCAGUUUAACAGAUGAUCUCAAAAGUUCCCAAGAAUAAAAUCAAUUCAAGGAUUAAGAAAUUCGUAAACUUAAAUUACUGAUGAAUGAUAAAGAUAAUGAACUUGAAUCAUUAGACUAAAGAAUAAGAGAAUUAGAACUUUAAUUGGAGAGUUACUCAUAAUCUGAAUAAUAAAUUAUUUCUCUUUAAGGAGAAGUAGAAUUAUGGAAGAAGAAAUUCAAAUAACAAAAUGAAAUCAACUCUGAUAUUUCUGAAAAACUUACUAUGGCUGAAACAUAAUUAGAAGCAUUAAAAAAGAGCAAAGUUACAGUAACUAAAGAGAGUGAAAUCAAAAGAACUGGACCAUCAGGUACUGGAGUCACUACCUAAUUUGAAACAAGUACCAUUAAAGGAGCUACUAUUGGUCCUGGAGGAUAUAGCACUUAUGGAAGUAACAACAGUGGGAGAAAUUCAGUUGUUAGAAAUUCAGGAUAUAAUGAAAGAAAAUAAUUAUGAU